GAGCCCAGCGAAAUGCUCUUGGAUAUAGAAUGGGAUCACCCUCUGCUCUGAUAUCACGUUAACCUAUUUCUGGAAGUGAGUGAACCGAGGAGCUGCGGGCGGUCUUACUUCCCGGACCCAUCCUUGAGGGACACUGGAGCUUGCAUGUUUCGGAGGUCACUUUUCGCCACAAAACAACAGACAUCAACCUGUGGAUGGCGAGAGCAUCAGGAGAUUAUUUUCGUGGCUCUGCAAUAGCGCUGUCACCCCCCUCUGCCAUUGAAAUCUAGGGCGCUUUGGCUGUAACCGGCUCCGCUACCCGCGGCUCACAUGAAAAGGUGGAAAAACGGGAAGUCUGAAAGAGGAUUGAUUUAGAUUUAUGAAUGGCCCCGACAUGGAGGAAAUUCCGUUUCAGAAAGUCAAAACCCGGAGGAAGAGAGGGCACUGUCCGGCGGGGACCCCUUUAAAUGCCAUCGCCUGCGAGGACGAGUUCGACUGCAAGGAGCUGGAGUCGCUCUUCCAAAAUUACAACCUGAAACUGGAGCAGACGUCGACCCUGAAAGCUCUGGCGGUUCUGAUCAUCAUGGCAUCAACUUUGGCUUUGGUGGAACUGAUGUCCGGACCCAGCCUCACCAUCUCCAAAGGAUCGCACCCGGUGCACUGCAUCAUAUUCAUCUCCCUGUUCAUUGUCACUAAUGUCAAGUACCUGCAGGUGACACAACUCCAGCAGAUCGUCAAGCUGACCCUGCUCUUCAGUUUUACUUUUUCCUUCCUCUGCUGUCCGUUUUCUCUGGGAGCCUACGGCAUGGAGCCUCCGACGUCCCCGGAGCAAGGAAUGUGGCAGCUGAUGCUGGUCACAUUUGUCGCUUACUCGCUCCUGCCCGUGCGGACUCUGUUAGCCGUACUAUUUGGAAUUAUGGUGGCCAUAUCCCAUGUAAUUGUAACUGCGACGUCAGUCACGGUUAAAAGACAGCGAUUGUGGAGAACGCUGGUGGCCAACACCGUGCUCUUCACCAGCGUGAACCUGUCAGGAGUCUUUGUGAGGAUCCUCACUGAGCGCGCUCAGAGGAAGGCCUUUCUGCAGGCACGCAACUGCAUCGAGGAGAGGCUGCGGCUGGAGGACGAGAACGAGAAGCAGGAACGCCUUCUGAUGAGCCUGUUGCCCAGGAACGUCGCCAUGGAGAUGAAGGAGGACUUUCUGAAGCCCCCGGAGAGGAUAUUCCACAAGAUCUACAUUCAGAGGCAUGACAACGUCAGUAUCCUGUUUGCAGACAUCGUGGGUUUCACGAGCCUGGCCUCCCAGUGCACCGCUCAAGAGCUCGUCAAGUUGCUGAAUGAACUCUUUGGAAAGUUUGACGAGCUGGCUACGGAGAACCACUGCAGGCGUAUCAAGAUCCUGGGAGACUGUUACUACUGCGUUUCUGGCCUAACCCAGCCCAAGACCGACCACGCCCACUGCUGUGUGGAGAUGGGCCUGGACAUGAUUGAUACCAUCACCUCGGUGGCAGAGGCUACGGAAGUGGACCUGAACAUGCGGGUAGGGCUCCACACUGGCCGGGUGCUCUGUGGGGUGCUGGGGCUUCGGAAAUGGCAGUACGAUGUCUGGUCCAAUGAUGUGACGCUGGCCAAUGUGAUGGAAGCCGGUGGACUUCCGGGGAAGGUGCACAUCACCAGGACCACCCUGGAGUGCCUCAACGGGGACUAUGAGGUGGAGCCGGGCUACGGCCAUGAGAGGAACGCCUUUCUCCAGAAGCACCACAUCGAGACCUUCUUCAUCGUGCCCUCUCACCGGCGGAAGAUAUUCCCUGGAUUAAUACUCUCAGAUAUAAAACCUGCCAAACGGAUGAAAUUCAAAACCGUGUGCUACUUACUGGUGCAGCUCAUGCACUGCCGCAAGAUGUUCAAGGCCGAGAUCCCCUUCUCCAACGUCAUGACCUGCGAGGACGACGACAAGCGAAGAGCGCUCCGUACGGCCUCGGAGAAGCUGCGGAACCGCACCUCCUUCUCCGCCAGUGUGGUCCACAACUCUCCCGGGACGCGGGUCAACCGCUACAUCAGCCGGCUGAUCGAGGCGCGUCAGACCGAGUCAGAGACAGCCGACCUCCACUUCGUCACGCUGAUGUACAAGCGCGCUGAGCGCGAGAGGAAGUACCACCAGAUUCACGAUGAGCACUUCACCAGCGCCGUGGUUCUCUCUCUAAUCCUUGCUGCCUUAUUUGGUCUUGUCUACCUUCUAAUAAUACCACAGGGUACGGUUGUGCUAGUCCUCUUGGUGUUCUGCAUAUGCUUCCAUGCUGCCUGUAUUAUGUACCUGCAUGUCACUAGUGUACAGUGUUUUCCAGGUUGCCUCACCAUCCGGAUCAGAACAGCCCUAUGUGUGCUUAUAGUGCUCUUAGUCUAUGCCGUAGCCCAGGGAUGUGUGGUGACCUGCCUGCCAUGGGCCUGGAGUGGCAACAACUCCAGCACCUCGGUGGUCAUCGUCGACCCCAGGGGCGGGAACCGCACCAUGCCGGAGCGGCCCUGUGAGGGUGCCCACUAUGCCUUCCUCUCCUGCGUGGUGGGCACGCUCACCCUCGCCCUCUUCCUCCGUGUCUCCUCGCUGCCAAAAAUCCUCCUGCUCCUCUUCCUCAGUGUCUUAUACAUCGCUGUCCUGGAGAUCAGCGGCUUCAGGAAGUCCGUGGGGGCUGGAUUUUUCUUCGUCCGUGGAUAUGAGCCCAUCUUGGCCAUCUUGCUGUUUGCCAGCGCCCUGGCCCUUCACUUCAGACAGCUGGACCUGAAGCUGCGUCUAGACUACCUCUGGGCUGUACAGGCUGAGGAAGAGAGAGAUGACAUGGAGAGAGUGAAGCUGGACAAUAAGAGAAUUCUGUUCAACCUUUUGCCUGCACAUGUUGCACAGCACUUUCUGAUGUCUAACCCUCGAAAUAUGGACCUGUACUACCAGUCUUACGCCCAGGUGGGAGUGCUGUUCGCCUCUAUCCCCAACUUCAACGACUUCUACAUCGAGCUGGAUGGCAACAACAUGGGGGUGGAGUGCCUGCGGCUGCUCAACGAGAUCAUUGCCGAUUUCGAUGAGCUCAUGGACAAGGAAUGUUACAAGGACAUUGAAAAGAUCAAAACUAUUGGCAGCACGUACAUGGCAGCUGUGGGUUUGGUUCCCACCACUGGAAGCAAGGCCAAAAAGUCCAUCUCCUCGCACUUAUGCACAGUGGCGGACUUCGCCAUUGAGAUGUUUGAUGUCCUGGAUGCAAUCAACUACCAAUCCUACAACGACUUUGUGUUAAGAGUGGGAAUUAACGUGGGUCCUGUGGUGGCCGGGGUCAUCGGGGCCAGGAGACCUCAGUAUGACAUCUGGGGCAAUACGGUCAACGUGGCCAGCCGCAUGGACAGCACUGGAGUCCAGGGCAAAAUUCAGGUGACGGAGGACGUGCACCGCAUGCUGAAAGGUAACUACGACCUGGUGUGCCGCGGCAAGGUCAGUGUCAAGGGCAAAGGCGAGAUGCUGACUUAUUUUCUGGAAGGGAAAUGCCACGGCCCCGGCUCCCACACCAGAUCAAAAAGCCUCGAGCGCAAGCCACAUCCUUACGGCAGAGCCAACAUCCGCAUGAAGCUGGGAACGGGCUGCCCCUCUGUGUCGUCCGUGGCCGGUUUCCCAGUCAAGGCGAGCCUCGGGACAAUACAGACCACUCUGACAAACACAAACACCACCGCCCUGUACCUCCCGUCUGUCUCCGUGCCAGCAGGGAAGGACGUGUGAGAGAGAGACGCCAGCCCCAGCGAGAGGGACCCCCCGCUCCUCUCACCCGAAGCGCUCAGCCUGAGGGGGUCACAGGCAGACACACCGUUAAGGAUCCUGGCAGUCCAACCAAAGAGAACUUUGGGUUCUGUAAUGAAAAUCACUUAAGAAGUUAAAAAUAACUUUUGUUGGAAAGGUUAUAAGGGCUAAUGACUUUGUUAGGGGGCUGGUGGUAAGUGAAGGUUGAAAAACGCUUAUGUAAACUUCUUUUGAAUUUUUUUCUUUU
This is a messenger RNA of Megalops cyprinoides (Indo-Pacific tarpon), 3998 nucleotides long. RefSeq names its product adenylate cyclase 1a (gene adcy1a). Gene Ontology annotation, cellular component: plasma membrane. Bases 359 to 3733 code for a protein of 1124 amino acids. The record is from RefSeq and is a predicted model, not a curated record. Gene Ontology annotation, molecular function: adenylate cyclase activity. The transcript has 20 exons. NCBI's taxonomy places the organism in Eukaryota, Metazoa, Chordata, Actinopteri, Elopiformes, Megalopidae. Gene Ontology annotation, biological process: adenylate cyclase-activating G protein-coupled receptor signaling pathway; intracellular signal transduction; cAMP biosynthetic process.